This is a messenger RNA of Phaedon cochleariae (mustard beetle), 1160 nucleotides long. Lineage: Eukaryota; Metazoa; Arthropoda; Insecta; Coleoptera; Chrysomelidae. The record is from the annotation of a GenBank genome assembly.
GUCACUGUCAUAAUCUCAUAUUUUUUGAAUAUGAGCAAAACUGGAGGCAAAUAUUGAAAACGACCCAAACUACAAACUGGAAACGAAAUAUUACCCUCCGAAGUUAUUUUACAAUAGUUGAACUGAUGCUGUGCAAUAAUUCUGAAAUUACAGGAUACGUGUAUAACAUGGAUAUAGAUCCGAUCGAUUUCUUUCCCGGGUACGAUCCAUACAGAUUUGCGAGGCAGAGAUCCAGACAAACAUGCCGCUGUAAUUAUUUAACACAUCUGAUGGCAAUUGUUUUUUCAGUCGGACUUUGUGGAUUUACUUUCUACUAUUACGAGCAUUAUUAUGGAAAAAAUCUAUUCAGAACUGAAAGUGACGACAGGUUACCAACUAACAUGACGCAAGAGUUGAACCUUCAAAAGAUCAUAGAUGAAAUGAAUUUGCUGAAGGAAAACAUGGAAAAAACGCAAAUAUGGAGGAAGCAUCUCGAUGAGCUUUUCACGAAAAUCUACUUCCAACAAGAAUCCAUUUUCGACAAGAAAGUUGAGCAAGCUUUGGAUGUCUACGACGCAGAUAGAACUGGUUUAUUCGAUUAUGCUUCGGUGUACGCUAGCGCCUCUAUCGUCUCCACUCCCUGCACCGUCCCAUAUCCAGCCAACAAAACCAUCAACUUUUUCAAAUUCCUCUCGAUCGACGUCAUGUCCAACCCGGAUUCCGUUUUGCAACCUGGAAACCUGCCCGGCAACUGUUUCGCUUUCCACGGUUCGGACGGGCGGAUCAGGAUCAGGCUGGGCAAGAGGAUCAGGAUCAGGGCGGUCACGUUGGAUCACGUGAAGUUUUUGGAUGACGAUCGCAGCGCGCCGAGGGAGUUUGAAGUGUUUGGACUUCACGAUCCAGACGACGAACCCGGAGUACUUCUAGGCAAAUUCGAGUACAAGUUGGAUGGUCGGCCGUAUCAAACUUAUCAAAUAAAUGACGGUUUGACGCACAUACCUUUCGAGUAUGUCGAACUUCAUAUCAUUAAUAACUAUGGCAACAGCGAAUUUACUUGCGUUUAUCGCUUUAGAGUUCAUAACACUUCCAAAAAUACAACGAAUAAUGUACCGCAUUAGCAAAAAUGCUAGUGUUUUUACGGAUAUUUUAUUUGUGUUUGUUUUUUUCUCAUCUAGGCAGUG